CGCUGUCCUCUCCUUGCUCGCUCACUCCCACCCUUCUCCCCCCUCCCCCAUGGAGCCAGUGAGCAGAAAGAGAGAGGGGAUCCCGACGAUCGAGAGAGAAGAUUCCGGCUCCGUGAGGUGGCCGGCGACCGCGAUGGCACAAUUCCCCUUCACCCCCACCCCAGCGCCCCACUCCCCCAACACUCCUCACUGUCUUCUCCCCCUUCUCGUCGCCGGAUCUGAAGAAGGGCCGCCGGCGUCGACCUGCCGUUGUCGCCGAGGUUGGCGCGGGUGAGGUCGGGUCUCGUUGUCCCCACAUCGAGUGCGCAGAGCUCCGCCUCGAUUCGGCACCGCGUCGCGGACUAGGAGCCGAUGAGAAGGGGAUGCUUCUGGCAGAGCAGGCCACGGGCGCCGGCGGCGCCAACCCUUGCGACCAGGCGACGGCAAGGGCGCCAAUCCCCUCCAACCAGCCCCCGCAUCCAGCACGGGGUCGGCAGUGGUGGGGGUGGCGCAGCGUGCAUCGACGACGAUGUGGAGAUGCGCGCGGUGGAUUGCUCGAGGGCGUAGAAGCGCACGGCGUGCCUGACAUCUUAACCUCCCCCGCGCACCCGUUCCCAUGGCUGGUGGCAGCGGAGCCGAGGAGGGCCACUGCAGAGAGGAGUUCCACCGACAAAAGGAUGGCGUCGCGUGUGUGAGGCGGGCCGGCGCAGUGGAGGCGGGCUCUCCACUGAUGCUCUCCUCUAGUUCCUGCCAUCGUCCUGCUUCCCUGGGCUCCCCCGUGCUCACCAGCACGUCCCCAAGGUGUCUGCCGCGAGUUUUGCAUCCUCCUCAGCGGCGGCCGCUUCCAGAUGCGGCGGGUACUGAUGCGCCGCCGUCUAGCGUAGCACGCGCCCAAGCUGGAGCGAUUCUUAUGCGUCUCUUUUCUACAGCGAGCUCCACCAUUGCACAUAUGGUACGACGACAUUUUUUCGGUUUGAACCAUUGGGAUUUUUAGUACUAGUUUGUUUGUCACUCUUAUCUGUUACGGCAAAUUCAUCUUUCCGUUUUAUAGGAUGGUAAAUCUGGGCUUUACUAUCACAGCAAAACUGUGUUCUUAUUUGUUUAUCACGCCAUGAAAGUCUAUGCAUCUUUUAGUC
Messenger RNA from Aegilops tauschii subsp. strangulata, 1115 nucleotides. The record is from RefSeq and is a predicted model, not a curated record. NCBI's taxonomy places the organism in Eukaryota, Viridiplantae, Streptophyta, Magnoliopsida, Poales, Poaceae.